Molecule: messenger RNA, 722 nt
Organism: Polyodon spathula (Mississippi paddlefish)
Lineage: Eukaryota; Metazoa; Chordata; Actinopteri; Acipenseriformes; Polyodontidae
Gene: fev
Product: FEV transcription factor, ETS family member
Exons: 2
Biological process (GO): regulation of transcription by RNA polymerase II; cell differentiation
Cellular component (GO): nucleus
Molecular function (GO): sequence-specific DNA binding; DNA-binding transcription factor activity, RNA polymerase II-specific
Source: RefSeq, a predicted model, not a curated record
CGUAUCAUUUUGUUAUAUUUUAUAGACCCUGGAACAGAACAUUUCUUGAAAGACGGGAAAGCUUCCUCAUGGUCGCCCAUAAAUCCUGGAGUGCAGAAAGGCAGUGGGCAGAUUCAGCUAUGGCAGUUUCUGCUGGAACUCCUAUCUGACAGCUCCAAUAUAAACUGCAUUGCCUGGGAAGGAACUAACGGGGAGUUUAAACUCACUGACCCGGACGAGGUAGCCAGGCGAUGGGGUGAGAGGAAAAGCAAACCCAACAUGAACUACGACAAACUGAGCCGAGCACUCCGCUAUUACUAUGAUAAAAACAUCAUGACCAAAGUCCAUGGGAAACGUUAUGCGUAUAAAUUUGAUUUCCACGGCUUGGCACAAGUCUGCCAGCCCACCUCAACCGAGCAUUCUUUGUAUAAAUUUCAAAGUAAUUUCACCCCGAUCCCCUUCUCCAGUAUCUCCAAACUGAAUCUCGUAACACCGGGAGUGUCAGCCUCGGGGUUCUCGUAUUGGGCUGGAUCCACACCGACUCUAUACCCAAGUCAUAGUUUGCAACCGCCAGGACCUUUCAGCUCUGUGACUACCUCUCAUAUCAGCGGUAUUACUAACAUUAACAAUUUAAAUAACAUAAAUCACCAUUACCAUUAAACUCACAUUGUGUCAGGCAGCAUCACACUAUUAAACUAAAACACUGUAGCACCAUUUGUUUAUUUGGGGAUUAUGUGUUCUGU